AUGUGGGAAAAUCAAAACUGGCAGAGAGCAAGCAAUACGAUGGUUGUGUUGAAACGUUACGUUGACAUGAAGUCUGUGUAUAGAUCAUGGUAUGACCUUGCGAAACAGAUGAAAACAUAUCUCAUGUGUAAGAAUCCAUGCAUUUUACCAAUAUUUGGAAUUUCUCAAGAUCCUGAUAUCAAAGAAUAUAUGCUUGUAAUUAAGUUUGCAAAGUUUGGCAAUCUUUGUGAUUACUUGUCAGAAAAGAGUGAACGAAUAAAUUGGAAUAAGAAGUUGGAUAUUUUGUGUGAUAUCUCAUCUGCUCUGAGGUAUAUCCAUGAAGCGAAUUUCGUUUAUUGCAAUCUUUCAUCAAAACAAAUAUUGAUUGAUGAAAAUAAAGCCCUUAUUGGAGGUCUAGGUGGAUGUAGAUCAAUUCAGGAGUUGGCCGAACUUGAAUACGUUACGGACGAAGAAGAGAAAGAGGAGAUGAUGUUUAACAUACGAUAUGCAGCACCAGAGAUUUUCCAAGAGAAUAGAUUUUGCAAAGAAUCAAAUAUUUACAGCUUCGGCACAAUCAUGUGGGAGAUGUCAACAGAAAAAAUACCUUUUGAAUAUUUUAACAAGAUGAUGAUUGGCUUAACGAUCAGUCAAAAGAACAAUACAAGUAACAUGCUCUUAACUCCUGUUGAUGGAACCCCCGAAUGCUAUGUAAACUUGAUGCGGAGAUGCUGGAGUUAUGAUCUUAAUACUCGACCAAGUAUAUCUGAAAUAAACGAUAUCAUAUGUCAGUGGUGGCGUAUAGUUAAUCGCGAGCAUAUUUCAAAUGUCUAUUAUCAAUUUAAAGAUUCGGAUAUGCAUAAAGUCAAAAGAACUCUUGAUGACUCUUUUAUUAAGGACGAAAUAAGAUAUCAGGAAAAUCAAGAUCCACAGGAUAAGAUAAAAGAUCAAGAAUAUCAAGAUAAUUAUCAAGAUAAUAAGAUCAAAAGACUUAAACGUCAAUCUACAAUCACUGAUGACGCUAGAGAAUGGUUGACGAAUGCCAUUAAAAAUGGUCAUGUGAAAUUCAUCCCGUAUGCACAUCUAAAGGUUGAUGUGCCCUCAUUUGAAUCCGGACACUUUGGAAGCAUCACAAAAGCAACAUGGAAGGGUGAGGAUGUGGUCUUUAAAAGAUUGCGUAAUACUACCGAAAUAAAAGGAAAUAGCCUCAAGGCAUUCAUACACGAGCUCAAAAUUCACAUGCGAAUGGAGUAUAGGGACAGAAUAGUACGUUGUCUUGGCAUCAGUCAAGAUCCCUCAAAUCUGGAACAUCUAUUGGUAACAAAUUAUGCAAACAAUGGAGAUUUACGUAAAUACUUAAAAGAGAAUAAAGAUUUAUCGUGGGAAAGAAGUCUAGGCGUUUUGAUGUGGGAAAUUUCUAGUGGCGUUCCUCCGUUUCAUAAAUUCCAGGAGAAUAAGAUAGUAUUAAUUAUGGCGAUUCACAAUGAAAAAAAAAGAGAAACCCCAAUUCUCGAUACCCCCGUGGAUUAUAUGAAUCUUUACCAAUGGUGUUGGAGUGAUGAACCCAGCGCUAGACCAACAAUACAAAAAGUUUUAGAAAAGUUUGAAAAUAUGAAUCUAGAAAAUAGAAUUGACAAAAACCAGGUCGGUGAAGUCCAUACCGAUACUUGUGAAAAUGGUAAACUGGAAACUAGUUCUGUUAUUGAAUUUUCACAGUUGAACUUUGAGAAUGCCAUUGAAAUGCUUCAAGAAAAUUCCAGUAAAAUCAAGAAUAAUGAAAACGGCUCUACUUAA
Acaulospora morrowiae is the source of this 1770-nucleotide messenger RNA. NCBI's taxonomy places the organism in Eukaryota, Fungi, Glomeromycota, Glomeromycetes, Diversisporales, Acaulosporaceae. The record is from the annotation of a GenBank genome assembly.